Molecule: messenger RNA, 12302 nt
Organism: Pocillopora meandrina
Lineage: Eukaryota; Metazoa; Cnidaria; Anthozoa; Scleractinia; Pocilloporidae
Source: the annotation of a GenBank genome assembly
GAAAAACUGGGUGCUAGUUAGCCACGAAGACAAGAACCGAUUGAUGUCGUUUCAGAUAUGGGGUGACAAUUUUCCUUUAUUUUCAGUCGGAGUGGUUAUGUUACUAAUAUAAAAUGCAGGGGCUAUGGAGCUUAAUAGGAAAGAUUGGCACUGGUGCUGCUCAAAAUUUUCCCUACGAGAUUGGUGAAAAAGCAGGGAGCCUAGCGGACAAGUCUGUGUGGACACUACAUGAAGGGAAAAAAAAAGUAGGUUGUCGAUCAGUCAUCAGCGUGUCUUUAUGUGGUUGUCUAGGUAGAGGUAUGAAAAGGAACUUUUUGCUUUGUCUCAAGGGUACUGGAGAAGCUGUGUCUGUGUUUAUUCACGAUGUCAAGUCAUCUUCAGAGGACAAGGUACCGCAAACCUUACCUGUACAUGCACAUCUAUCGUGGUUUAACUAAGCCUUCGUUUCCUGUUCUUCAAACCAGCUUGAAUUUUAUUUUCCUUCACUUUGUGCCCAGCAUCAAAAUCCUAGACAAGUUUUCAUUUUGAACUGAUUAAUUGGGGUGUACUUGUAAUUAGCCAGUGUGAUUAGUACAGUAACUACUAUUGCGAUGUUAGCUGUCACAGUAUUAGUUCCUGGUACUGUCUUAAAAUUACGGUAAAUUGUACCCAAAAUAUUUAAUUCUCCAUCACAGAAACUGUCUUUAACAUAAAUUUUCUUCUUUUUCUUGCAACCUAUCUUAAGAUUUCUUUCAUUUGUUAAGGUUCAAACAGCCAAGUUAGCCCUCAGAAGACUGAAAACUCUUCGACAUCCUAAUAUUGUGAGGUAUAUUGAUGGUCUUGAGGUGAGUAUUACUGCAGACUGUUAUUCAGUACCAAUUUUUUCCAGGUAUUAACUUAAAGUAUGGUACCAGUCAAAGGUUAUCUGGGAGUUAUAACUCAAAUACAGAACUUUUACUCAAAAAAAUUCACAAGGAAUUGAUAUUUGUUGACAUCAGUACACUUAAGUUCUUUAAUACUGUGAAAUUUACAUACAAUUUAAGAGCAUUAAUUACAGCAGAAACUCAAAAAGUCACACAUUUUGUAAACUAGUAAGAAUUAGAAACAAAUGUAUCAGGCACUAGGAGAUGGGAACUUAUUUGUAUGCUAGAUAUGGUGGUUAUUGUCAACAAGUAAUCACAUGUUUUUUCAUGUGUGAUAUGGGAUAAAUCAUCACUUGGAAAUUUUUCAAAAACUGUUUUAUCUCAAAUUGGACUCAAAAUCAUGUAUUACCAAUACAAGCUAAUGAAUUCUUAGGUAGAUCAUAGAUGUAAGAUUCAGACAUUAUUAUUCAUGUUUUCAUCUCUGUUUACUUUACAGUCUGAUACAGUUAUUUAUCUGGUGACAGAGCCUGUUCAACCACUGGAAGUACUACUAAGCGAAGAUGAGAACUCAAAGGCUGAUUUUGCCAUUUCUUGGGGAUUGCAUCAAAUAACAGUAUGUGCACUCACAGUAUGGUGUAUUAUUGAAUACAUUCAAGUUUGGAAAUGCAGCCCUUUAAAGCUGUUUCUCAAGGGGAGCAUUACUGUCCAAAAUUGAACAUCAGUUGUUUCUGUCAACAUUUUGCAAAUUCUUUAGCAGGUGGUCCUUUAAGCAUCCUCUCCUUUUAGUCUGAAUUAUGAUAUCAUUUAUGCUGAUCAAUAAUUUAAUUUCCUUAAAGCUGGUUUUACCUGCUUUAGUUCCUCAUAUACCAUGUUUCUUUUCCUUUUUAGGCUGGUCUCAGUUUUCUGAUAAAUGAUUGCAGUUUGAUUCAUGGUAAUGUGUGCAUGGCAUCAGUGUUUGUAGAUAUUGCAGGCGAGUGGAAGCUUGGUGGCGUUGAUUACCUUAAACCUGUUGAUCCACCAUCAAACACUGAAGAACCUGAUCUACCUAGACUGCCAGUUUUACAAGUUUAUGAACCUCCAGAGGGAAGAAAAUAUAGUAAAGGCAACAAGAAGGCUGAAAAAUGGUGAGGCUUCAAAAUAAGGUUUGCUUAAUGGAACAUUAAGUUGUCUAGAUGUUGAUAACCAGAUGCAGCAUCAUUAGAUGUAUCAAAACAUGUGAUAACACUGGCAUGUGUUAUCUGUUUUAUGAAGAAAAGUUGCUGAUGUAUUGGGGUUUUAAAAAGGGACUUUUUUGAUGGUUUUAGGCAUAGGCUAUACCUGUGAGCAUGUCAAUUUGCUUACAGUUGUCCCAGUAGUUUUGAUUCAUCCAAUGCAUAGUGGCAGACUUCCCUCUAAAAAGUCACAUGUGAAUCUCACAAUGACCCUUAUAGCAAGUAAAAAAACAACUUUUAUCAUGCAUUAAACUCUGAUUUAGAUGUCAAUCCUUUGAAUUUUUUUUAGUUAUUAUUUGAUACAUACUUUGCAGGUCAGCAGAUAUGUGGGGUCUUGGAUGUCUGAUCUGGGAAGUGUUCAAUGGUCCGUUGUCCAGAACAGGUGCCUUGAAGUCUGUUGGAAAGAUUCCAAAGAACUUGGUUACAGACUAUGUACAACUUGUAGGUGCUAAUCCUAAGAGCAGACCAAACCCAGCAAAAUUUCUACAGGAAUGUCGAACUCAAGGCCAUUACCUUAAAAACAGCUUUGUUGACGCUAAUUUGUUCUUACAAGAAUUGCAGGUUUGCUUUUGAUGUUAUACUUUUGAUGUUGAUGUUAGCUCUUAUGUGAGUUGUGUUUGUAUUUUAUUUUCUUGUAAAACUUUGUAAGUUUCACUAUUAUACAUCAAAUGAAGUUUAUUUGAGUUAAUCUGGAACUUUGUUAGACAUUUCCAUGUCAUGAAUAUUGCUUUAUUGUAGUUCCUAAACAGUUCUGAUUAUCAGUGAAGUGAAGCAUAACAAAUAAUAAUGAUGAUGAUGAUGAUAAUAAAAUCACCUCUACAGUGCUGAUACAUUCUGUUCUGAGUGCUUUACAAUCAUUUGCAGAAUUUAAGACCAGUGCUAAAAUCUGAUGGCUAAUAACUGCUUCAUUCUACUAUCUAUCACUAAGAUAUGUUAAAAAUUAAAAGAAUUGUAUAAUAUCUACAUAGCUCCUCCAGAUUUUUUAAAAGUAAGAUGACCUUUGAAACUUGAUUAAAUUAAUAGAUUUAAUACGCCCAUUUUGAAAUCACUGGUCUUCCCUGUAAUCUGAUUGGCUCUAAUUGAUGCAAUUUAUUCCCAAAUUGCACCAUUUUUUGGCUUUAAAUCACCUCUUUUUCCCAGCCAAUGAGAAGGCUAUACUAAAAACAAAACAACCAAUCAGAUUUCAAGGCUUGUUUAAAGUAACCAAUCAAAUUGCAGGAAAAUGGAAGACAAAGAGUAUCAUGUGGCAAAUUUUGCAACUUUUGUUUCCAAAACCCUUACUUUUUUCCCCCCAAAAAUGGAUGAAUUUAAUUUCAGACUGGCUCAGUACUACAUCAAUAAAAUAUUUGAACUGACCAAGUCCUGUAUUUGGGUGAUUUCAAAAUGGAUGUAAUAAAGUGGUAAUUGAACCUCGUGUUGUGCAAUUUUGGUCUGAAAUCAUACUUGUGAUUUCAAAUCAAACUUGCGCUGCACGCUUGUUUGAUUUUAAAAUCACAUGUAUGAUUUGUACCCAAAUUGCACUCCACUCAGUCCAAUUACCAUUAUAAGUGAUAAGAGAAACCAUAUGAUAUGGUGUUUUGAUUACAGAUAAUUAGAUAAAUUAUAAGAUAAAUAAAUAGAGAAUAAUAACUAUUCAAAUACCUGAUGUACUUUCUUCUGUUUCAAUGAAUAUAAGCUUUUAAUUGAAUGGCUGUUUCAUGAUGUAUACCUAAGUUGUUGCUUUUUGUUGUUUAGAUAAAGGAGCAAAAAGAACAGAAGCAAUUCUUUCAAUCUCUCAGCUCAUCAUUAGACUUGUUUCCUCAACAAUAUUGCAAGCACAGAAUUCUUCCUCAAUUGCUGAAUGCUUAUGAAUAUGGAUCAGCUGGUUCUGCUGUCUUGGGGCCACUGUUCAAAGUAAGAUUUGCUUUCUUACCAUUGCCAUCUUUAAAUUAAGUAUGUUGUAGUUCUUUUCUCAUAAUUCCUCUCCUAUAGAUGACAAACAUAGACUACUUCAUUUCUAUGUAAUGUGUACACAUGUGCAGAGAAUAUUUGGCAAAUGUUUGUUUCAAUCAUAUGAAGUGUAGGCACAAUUUUAAAAUUAUAACAGAUGGAGGUGCCAGUGCUACCAAUAUUUCCUUCUUGUCAGCUCCAGCAUGUAAAAGUCUAAGUGUAGUCACCAUAAUGGUUAAUAGAUUUCUGUUCAAUUGCAAUUGAGAAUCAAAAAAUCUCAGUCAGGGGUUGAUAUAGAUGGCUUUGAAAAGAUGAAAAUCAUAUAUGUGAACUGCAGUGUAAGAAAUUGAUAUGAAAGCGAUCUUCACAGCAAUGAACACUACUUGAGCAGUAGUGAAAAUAAGGCCUGAAAAAAAAUUCAGGCCUGUGCAUGACUUCCACAAUACAGGUGCAGUGCUCUACCAACUGAGCUAACAAGCUAACUGGGAGCUGGUCAUUAUAUUGGUUUGUAAUACUCUAUGAAGUGUAUAUAAUUCAUCUUGGACCAAAUGGCAGAAUUCAAACCCAGAUGACUAUUUUUUUUUUUUAAGAACUCUGCCAAUGGUAGAAAUAUUUUUAUUCUGACUUCUUAUACAAUACGAUACAGGUUGGUAAACUCUUGGAUACAGAUGAAUAUCAACAGAAAAUUGUGCCAUGUGUGGUCAAACUGUUUUCAUCCACGGAUAGGGCAACACGCAUCCACUUAUUACAACAGGUAAGAAGAGGGAUCAUUACUAUGGUAAUGGUAAUGGACUGAGUGGAGUGUAAUUUGAUCUGUAAUCACGAGUGAUAAACAAAAUCAAUGCAGUAAACGUUCUGUUCAUUUCUGUGAUUGGAGAAUUCAUUUAAGUAUACUCAGUGUGAUUGACUGAUGCAACUGUCCAAAUUGUAUAGUGGUUACAAUUAGUAGAAGUACUUGGAUGGGCUGAUUUAUUUUUCACUCAAAUUGGAUUGAAUUUCAUCUGGUCUAUUCAAGGACUGUUAAUUAAACUAGCAAGGCUUAGCUAACACAAUCUUCUUCUGUCAACAAUUCUGCACAUUGACCAUGAGUUCUUGAUAAUUUCAGCUUGAUAAUUUUGUACAACACUUGAAGCCAUCUACAGUGGAUGAGCAGAUCUUUCCUCAUGUUGCUUUGGGAUUUGGUGACACUAUUCCAGCCAUGAGAGAGCAGACAGUCAAGGUAAAUGCAAUUUGUUCCCCAUUAAAAGACAGUUUCUUGGCACGGAGAGUCACCUUUGACCUUCCCAAAGAAGUUGGGAAUACUAAAGACUAUCUCACACCCCACACUAAUUUUUUGGGAAUAUCAAAGGCAACUCUGCUGGCAGGUUAUCUGGUAGGAGAACUGGAGCUUCUAAAUGAUGUUCCUGAAUUUUUUUGUUUGCCGCUUUUAUAAAACUUAACCAGAGGAUCACAUUUAGGAAACUAAAUGUAAGACUUCUAUGUGAGUGGCAUUGUUGUAGCAGGAGAACUGAUGUUUCAUAACCUCUAUCAGAUUUGAGGUUCACAGUCUCUGACUUUUGGUUUGACUAUUUUGAUUUCUUAAAGUUUGAUAAUUUAUCUGAACAUCUGUAUGCUGAUUAAUGCAUUUAAGUAUUUCCUCUUUUGUUUGUUAGAAAUGUUUUUUCCUUGGUUACUUUUUCCAAUCAUUUGUUUCAAAGAUUUUCAUUUUUCACUUCUCUUUUGCAGUCCAUGUUGCUUCUUGCUUCAAAAUUAAGUGAAAAGACAAUUAAUAAUCAGCUGUUGAAAUAUUUUGCAAAACUUCAAAUGGAUCAAGAGGUAGGAAUGAAAAGUAUGAAUUUGCCAGUUCUCUUCUCUCGUAUUUCACAAUUUUGAUUAAUGAGUCUUGAGAUGUGAAAAAUAGAGAGACCCCUGAACUUACUAAUUUUUCUUCCAGCCUGGCAUCAGAACAAACACCACAGUUUGUCUGGGAAAAAUUGCAGUGCACCUCCCACUAGCUGUAUGUAUUCACGUUUUCAGUUUGACAAAUGUAUACUAGCUUACAAAUUUCCAUCUGCAAGAACAUUCUGAGUUUGCAGUUGCCACAUAACAUACUAAAUAAUGUAACAAAGUACAUGUAAUUUCAGAUUCUGGGGAUGUUCCUAAAUUCUGUAACAUUAAUCCAAAUUUAAAAAGCUGGUUCCAAGAAAGUGCUCUUCAAAACUUGCUUUUGUUCCCCUAGCUGUUUUACAUCAGUUUACCUAACGUUAAGCACCUGGAACAAAUUGACAAUUAGUACUAAGAUUCUCCUUGUAACAAUCUCAUGGACACCUUCAAAUCAGACGGAUGAGAAGCAUACAUGACGAGGAAUCUUGUAGAGGUCUUGGGUAACACAACAGCGUUUUUGUGUCACAUAUGAAUUGUAUAGUGGGAGUGAUAAUGUCAUGAUGGUGAGUUUCAAGAUUUUAAUUUCCAGACACGGCAAAAGGUACUGAUUCCAGCAUUCUUGCGUGCCUUACGGGAUCCUUUUCCUCCUGCUCGUAUAGCUGGUGUGAUGGGUUUCUUUGCCUCAGCUGAGUAUUUCAGUUUAAAGGAGAGUGCACUCAAGAUCUUACCAGCUUUGUGUACUCUAACUGUGGACCCAGAACGGAAAGUCAGAGAUCAGGUAGAGUUAAACUGGCGGGGAUAAUUAUAUAGUAGGAGAACCUUUGCCUAUCAGUUAAAUGAGGAGAAAUGUUUCACAGGAAUUCUUUACGUUCAUGCACUUUUUUCCGUCUUCUAUGGUUGAGCUUUCUCGGAUAGCAUUGCUCUGUGAUAUUUAUUUGUUUAUAUUUUUGUAUCACCGGCCCUAGCUAGUUGUUCAUGUAUUAAUGUACGUGGAAUGUACGUGGAUUACUUAACACCACUACACCAAGAAAAAUAGCAUGUCAUAACAUAAAGAGCUAAUUAGGGCGAGGAAGUCAUAGUAUAGUUCUUGUUAAAUGCUUACAUUAUUUUUCAAAGGGUCUUGAUAUUAGCAGGCAAGUCAAGAAUUUAAAGAAAGCGACAAAACUUUUGAGUCUGUAAUACAUGUUUCGACAGAAACUUCUGUCAUCUUGAGUUAAUUACUGUACAAAGCGUUGGCAGUUGAAUUAUAUAGUAAGUAGAACAAUGCUAAUUAUGAUAAAUAGUGACAACAAGAAAAGAGGUAAAGCAUGAAAGUGUGAGAAUUAAAAGGAUAGUUUUAGAUUUAUAUGGUGUAAUUGUUGAUUCAAGGAUGGUUGUUCUUUUUGAAUAUGAAUAGCCUCUUUUAUCUUAAGUUGAAAGCCGGUAGAGGCGUGAUCUAAAACAUGGAAGUUAUCUUCUGAACACAAAGCGCGACAAUGUGGAGAAUCUUUCAGAUACUUGAAAAUGUGAGAGGCCUUGUCACUGACUAAGUGCUCUCUAACUCGGUGGAAAAAUGCUAGCAGGUUUCACCGACGUAACAGGCAUUACAGCCAGCAUAUACAAACUUAUAAACCACACGUGAAUGGAGCCCGUCAGGGACAGGGUCUUUCACACCAAACAAGUUACCGAUUUUGAAGGAAGAGAAAACCAGUUUAAUAUCCAAGUCAUUGCAAUAGCGCUUAAUAAAAUGGCAGAAAAGUGGCGUAUGUAGGGUAGCUUAAAGUAGAACGUAGGUGAAGUGGUAGGAAGGGAACCCCGGGGAUGAUGAUUGCUUUGGGGCCCAGUGAUGUAACGGUUUAUAAUCUUCUCGAUUAAACGAGCAAGGAAAAGAUUAUUUUUUUUUAGAAUAUCAGUAAGUUUAUUAAUGUCCUCCUGAAACCGUAACCAGGUGUUAUUAAUAUCGUAAGCGCUAUCAAAGAGUGUCUUAAUUGUACUCUUUUUACAGGUUUUUAAAGUUAUCAAGGUGUUUCUGACAAAGAUUGAAAAAGCUUCAGAGGAUCCAGAAUCUACUAUGAAUCAGGCUGGUGAGUAAUGUAAUCUUAUACCCAGCCAAUUUAACUGAGGGUGUGGAAAUCACAAUGUUAGGGUGGAAAUUUUAGUGAACUCAUGUCCUUACACACCAUGCAUACCAACCAAUCAGACUCCCACUUAUUUUGUUUUGGUCCCAAGACAAACCUGUCACAGACGUGCACACUCUUUCGUGUCUCCUUAAUGUAGUGUGUCCGGAUUGUGUCCGACUAAUACGUGUUAAGUCAAUUUCGCGACGAUGAUAACCUUAACUUUCGGGAUGGUUCAGCGUCGGGAGUGAUCUUCUUUUGUAAAGUGUACUCUCGUUUGGCGGAUUACUUUAAAAAAAAUUGAUUUCAAGUACAUUUGAAGAACAAGUAGUUUGUAACUUGCAAGAGGAGAUGUCCUGUCUGUCUCAACAUGGAUUAAUGACAAAUCUUUAACUGUUAUGUUGUGCUUUAUUGAAUGGCAUUAACUGAGCACAGCAUAUAUAGAUAUAUUUUAUACGGUAACACCCUCUUGAAAAGUUCUUUUAAAAGUGCUUCCGUUUAACAGAAGCGCUUAAUUUAAGCGUUGGGCCCAGUUGAUAGAAAAAUGUCCGUGUUCAACAAGUUUUUUUACAGUAGACAUGGAAAGAAAAAAAUCAGCACUUGAGUUGGUAACGGCUUGUUAUGGGUUCCGCUAUAAAAGAUUUACACUGGUUUGAUUGCUUAUUCUUCUUUUUUAAAAAAAAUUUGACACGGGCAUUUACAUUGGACUCAUGACGUCAAACAGAAGAAUAACAUGAUUCAGACGCACGGCUUAAAUUGCAACCAACAAGGUGGACUGCGUUAUUAAAUCGAGAAAGAAUUGAGUGGUAGAGCGUCGCCUUGUGAAAUCCGAAGGUCGGUUGAUCUAUUGCUCGUGGGGGAAUCAGAUUUUUUCUUCAUCCAUGUUCACGUUAUCCAGUUUCAAUAUCUCAUAUUGUUUGUUGUUCAGAAGCUGAACAAACCCCAGAGUCAACAGCUGCAGGCAGCUCCUGGACUGGCUGGGCUGUCAGCUCCCUAACAUCAAAGCUGUACCGAGGAGGAAGUGCCUCGGGAGGAAUCACUGAACCUGCAGACAAGAGUGAGCCUGGAAAAGGUACCCACCCAGGUAUGUACAAACACUGACUCGGUUUGUGGCGGCGCUGCUUUCUACUCCACUUCGAAGCUCCUCGUCCUACCCUUGAAAGCGGAGAUACUGUAUAGUUUAGGGAUUAUCGUAUCACCAUUUGGUGUGGUGUUGGUCAGCCUCUUUAAGCACCAUACCAGUUGAAAAAACUCCGACUGCUCCGGUUAUGAGUGAAACCAGGCGCGAAACACAACUUUGAUGCCCGAUAACUCUGCUUCGAAAACUCACAAGGAGAAUUUUGACUCUUUUCUCAGUUGGGGAAACAGAUGACAGUAAAAUGAGAAAGGAAAUUCGUCCAGGUGUGAAACAGGCAACAGGCGAUGAUAAAGAUGAGGACUCAGGGAGUGACUCUAGUGGCAAGUGGAGUGGGAACGAGUGGAAUGGGCGCGAUUGGAAUGAUGGACAGGUUCGAGAUAUUUUCUUUGUGCUCUUUGUUUCCUAGUUAAAGCCGUGUUAGUUAAAGUCAACGGCAGGGUAAAGCCACAUUAGCAUCGUGGAACUGAAAAUAUGAUAUCAUGUUGCAAGCAAAGCAUUUAACCCUCGCAACUACGAGGAUAUUAGGGAAAUAGGUUUUGACUAUUGUGACCGGUGAUUUUCAGAAUUCUUUGCCUCCCAUUUUACUACCAAUGUGAAAAUAUGAAAGUCAUAUAUUUGAACUGUGGAUAAAGACGAAAAUUCCCGUACAGGCCUGAAUUUUUUUCAGGCCUUAUUUUCACUACUGCUCAAGUAGUGUUCAUUAUUGCGAAGAUCUCUUUCAUAUUCACGUCUUUAUCCGCAGUUCAAAUAUAUGACUUUCAUAUAUUCACAUUUGUUUAUUCACCACUUCACGGGUAUAUUUGGUACCAACAUAAUGACCAGCUCCCAGUUGGCUUGUUAGCUCGGUUGGUAGAGUACGGCACUGGUAUCGCAGAGGUCAUGGGUUCAAAUCCCGUACAGGCCUGAACUUUUUCAGGCCUUAUUUUCACUACUACUUAAGAAGUGUUCAUUACUGCGAAGAUCUCUUUCAUAUUCACAUUUUACCACUAACGGAGUGAAAUACUUUAGGGCCUUUACUCGAUGUAUUAGCGGGGUUGAGGGUUUGUUGUCUUUAGAGUUUGCUGAAGUAAGGUAGUGUGCCUCUUUCAUGAAUAUGUUGUUCCUGGGGACUUCUCAGGAAUGGUAGAUUGUUUGGUUUAAUGUCAUUGAAGCGUGGUCUGUAUUCAGCAAUUAUUCCUCUUAAUGCACUACCUUUGCUUUCAAAAGAAAAAAAAAUUAUCGAUAACAAAGGAGUGAGUGAAAAUUGGUUGGGAAAUUUUAGGAUAGAUAUGUUAAUUACAGUGAGGUCUCUGUCCCGGCCGUGUGCCCAGCAUUGAUAUUUUUAAUUCACAAUACCGUUCUUUGUAGGAACCUGAUAUGGGCGAUCUAAAGAGUGAUCUACUAGCUGCGAAAGAGGAAAUUGCAGCUUUGCAGAAUGCAAAAGAGCUGUCGGUAAGAUUCAGUCGUAAAAUCCGACUUCCGUUCGUUCUUCUACUUCAAAUUCUUUUACUUUGUGUCUAGUAUCUCAGACGCCCUGCAAAUCUUGCGGCGGAAGACGACGGAGCGGAAAGUGGAAGCGACUAUGGUGACUGGGGAGAGAAUGAUGAUUGGUCAGUUGACAGUUUUUCUCCGCCAUCUUCCUUUACAAGUAAAUCCUCCCUGAGUAGACCUGAAAACAAAAAGGUACAGUAAUUUUAACACAUAAGGUCACCUUCUCAUUGGGGACGUUUUCUGUUUAUUUAUAUUGAACUGAUUUGUGAUUAUGAUUUGACAGGCUGUUCAGCAAGCAAGAGCAAAAUCAACGCUGCAGAAGCCUUCGCGCUUUGAUCAAGAAACCUCAUUAUUAGAAAUGCUGGACGAAAAUUCCGGUCAGGUGCCAGCUGCAGCCCCCGACUGCGUUGGUGAUACGCGUGCUCCAAAGGUAGCCUUAAAAAUGGGAUAGAGUGAUGAUCCUUUUCUUUAGGAAUUGCUACAGUUUUUUUCUGUAGCGUCUAAUUUAGUGGUAAAACAUGGGUUUUCUGGUUGAUUGGCUGAUUAAUUGCUUCAGAUAUGAUAUUCCCCUUCCUGUCGCCGUUCUCUUCUUCAAAGACGUCAGCGCUUAAAAGUUCCCCUCUCACUAACAGUGGCUUUAGUAGGCCUUAAUACUUUGCGAAACAUCACACCUCACAAUAUAUUUUUGCUCUUUGCAGAUUAAAAGUAAAGCUGUUCAAAGUGCUUUGAAGUCGUCUCAACGAAGCAAAGCGAAGUGCAAUACUGACAACCCUGCUCAGCUUACAGAGGCUGAAGGAGAUGCGUGGGAUGUAGGGGACUGGGGAUCAUUUGAAGAACCUACCAGCAGUGCACCUGGUACACAGUCAAAUACUAAAAGCGCCCUGGGUGAUGAGUGGGGUCAGGGUGAGAAGGAUGCGCCGGACUGGAGCCAAGACAAGUCCAGUAAAGCGGAACUCUUGAAAAAGAGGAGAGAGGAAAGGCGGCAGCGACUGCAGGCUCAAAAGGAUAAGCGAGCCACAGGAGGGAAAGGACCAAUGAAGCUUGGAGCUGUUAAAAUGCAGUGAAUAGUGAUAAGCCACGACCUGUAUCUGAUGCAGCACCACGAUCAGACAGUAGCGGAAGAAAUGAAUCCUAAUAACGAUGACAAUCAGAUGACUUCGUUUCUGAAAGAUAUGGGAAAAAAGUCACCCUCGACGUUCCUAGCCUUCCAAUGAAGCUUUUUCCCUUGCACCUAAUAGACUGUGAAAUAAAACUUUGGAUUUGACAAAGUUGAUAUAUUUUUUUAAUACCAUAACCAAAAAGAGGGAGAUUUCAAACUUUGGUUCGCUUUUGACAUCGACUAAUGGUAACAAGAAAUUAAAUCAAUUUUGAAAUAUAAUAUAUUUAUAUCAGAUUCACGCCAUAUGGAUGGAAGGAGUCUAUGAUACAUCAACAGAAAUCAUGUCAAAAUGUUACCACAGUUGCUGGUCCAAAAGUAAUAAUGACUGCAGCUGACUGUGGUUUCAUUGCUCAAACAAUUCAUCGGAAUAAUCGUCUCUUCUGAUGAACGUGCAUUGUUAGAUAUAAUUAGGAAGCCUUUAGGGCAAUUUAUUUACGUUAUAGAAGGCGAUUAAACGAUUCAGGGGCAGUUGGUUUUUAUAAUAGUUUUUUUGCAUACCCUGGAUACCAAAUAACACAGAACAACUAUUCUCACCUAAUUACUUACUAUGUGUGGAGGCACUAGCAAGCGCCGCACCGACAAAGUAUUGAAAAU